GCCGCAAACGGAACUAGGGGAGUGAGGGAUACGAUCGAAGGGCGAAGACAGAGGAAGAAGAAGAGUUGCGUCAUCUUCACUGCGGCCGGCUGCCCGCCCUACCGCGACGCCGUCCAACGCUUCCGCAUUCACUUCAGUCCUCCGCUACAAAGAUGAAGCAGCCAAGAAAGAAAUUUGAGCAUUCCAAAACUACUGCAGAAGACCCAAAUGAAAAAAUAGACUUCAAGUCUAUAUUGAAAGACAUUCAAUUUAUAGGUUCGCCACAUAUGACUUGGAAGGAAAAGAAGGCAUUGGAAAACAAAAAAGUUGUUGCUCUUGGGGGGAAGAGUCCGAAGAAGCAUAGACAACCACUUAGUGUGGCUCGAGUGAUGAUGAAGAAACAAAAGGAGAGAGAGAAGAAAGAGUUGGAAGAGAGUCUAAUACUGAGGCGAUUCGGGAUAAACACCGGCUCUAGCACUGGAAGAGACAAUCAAAGACGCAAACCAGAGGACCGGGUACUGAAAUCAAGCGUAGGUGACUUCAGGAAUGGUGUCCUCAAUGUAAGAAGUCUGUUACAACCAUCUACAUCCACCGCGCCGGUCCCCCAUGAAAAAAAGUUUGCCCCUUACAAAGGUGGGAAGAAGAGACAUGGUGGCAACAAGAAGAAGGGCAAGAAGGGAAAGCGCCACUAGAAUCACUGCCAUUUGUUAGUCUUGUGAGAUAUCUAUCCUCAUGUGAGUUUUUGUGCUCUAAAAGACUAAAACUAUGUGGGAGUGGGGCAAAAGAAGACCAUAGUUUUGUAUGGAAAUGCUAUGCUAGUAGAGGGAGUUUUACAUGGAAAAGUUAAGCAUGAGUUUUUGAAACAUUAAUUUGAUACGGAGUAGUAUAUAACUAAAGAAAAAUAUUAUGCCAAAGAAAUGUAAACUCAGUAC
Molecule: messenger RNA, 911 nt
Organism: Cuscuta campestris
Lineage: Eukaryota; Viridiplantae; Streptophyta; Magnoliopsida; Solanales; Convolvulaceae
Source: the annotation of a GenBank genome assembly